GAAACGAAACCUUGUUUUGAGGCGGAGCCUAAAGGAUGCCUUAUAUUAAUUCCUCUGCUCUCUGAGCCAUUUAGUGUGAAUUUGGUGUGGAUUUGGUGCGACUUACCAGACUCUAACAAGAAAACCAUACAGCGAAAUAUUCGAGCAACUUCUGCUCAGAAAAGCAAUGGAUAUAAUAAUAAAGGGAUUCGAUGGAAUCACAAAACAUCUGACUGUUGACUGGAAUGCCACAGUUGGUCACCUGAAGCAGCUAAUUUUGCGUGACUUCAGUGUGGACCCUUCUCAACAGAAGCUGUCUGCAAAUAACGGUCAACGGAUCAACCUUGACGAUGAUUCCAGAAGCCUCAGUAGUUAUGGUUUGCACUCUGGAUCCACAAUAGCGCUCCUGAUCAGGACCCCUGGACCCAUGCAGGUGUUUGUCAAGAACGUGAAGGGCGAAACAAGUACCUACGACGUUGGUGUCGAUGAGACGGUAUCUCAGCUCCAGAAUAAAAUCUACAAUAAGGAGAGAACCCCGGUGGACCAGCAGAGGCUCAUUUACGGCGGAAUCCAACUGGAGUCGGGCAAGAUGCUUCGGGAUUACAAAAUCACAGCUGGAAGCACCAUUCACAUGACACUUCGUCUCCGAGGAGGAUAAUGGACAAAGUCUGACCUG
Molecule: messenger RNA, 655 nt
Organism: Misgurnus anguillicaudatus (oriental weatherfish)
Lineage: Eukaryota; Metazoa; Chordata; Actinopteri; Cypriniformes; Cobitidae
Molecular function (GO): protein binding
Source: RefSeq, a predicted model, not a curated record